Colletotrichum spaethianum is the source of this 2490-nucleotide messenger RNA. RefSeq names its product nephrocystin-3. The coding region runs from base 1 to 2490 and encodes 829 amino acids. NCBI's taxonomy places the organism in Eukaryota, Fungi, Ascomycota, Sordariomycetes, Glomerellales, Glomerellaceae. The record is from RefSeq and is a predicted model, not a curated record. Gene Ontology annotation, molecular function: kinesin binding; ADP binding. Gene Ontology annotation, cellular component: cytoplasm; membrane-bounded organelle; kinesin complex. The transcript is spliced from 2 exons. Gene Ontology annotation, biological process: microtubule-based movement.
AUGGCUGAUCCCACCUUCAACGCGGGGAUUAGCGGCCGGAACGUUGUUGCCGCGCCAUACGCUGCAGACGGCGGGACAAACAACUUUUACUUUGCCAACGAUCGCCCGUCGGAACCGCGCAAGCCGUUCUCGACUGUUCCCUUCCCGCCUGAUCCCGACUUUGUCGAUCGGCCUAUCAUCACCUCAUGGCUGCGCGACAAAUGUAGUCGACCGGCUAGUCGCGCCGCUCUUGUAGGGCUGGGCGGUAUCGGGAAAUCACAACUAGCCGUUCACUACGCGCAUGAAAUCCGACAAGGUUCGCCGAACACACACAUCUUCUGGGUGCACGCAGGCACCAAAGCACGAUUUGAAGAGGCAUACAGCGCCAUUGCUGAUAGGCUGGAAUUGCCUCGCCGUCAUGAUCCCAAUGUCGAUGUGGUUCGAUUGGUGUAUGACUGGAUGUGCACUGAGGAGAAUGGACAGUGGUUCAUGGUUCUCGACAAUGCUGACGACGUUGAUGUCUUCUUUCCGAGAUCGAACCGCGAGCAGAAUGUGCCCGUGACCUCGCAGGCACGCCAGCCGCUCGCGUCCUUCCUGCCGCAGAGUUCCAGCGGAAUGAUCCUUGUUACAUCACGGAGUAGGGACGUAGCCGAGCGGCUAACGGGUAGUAGCUGGAACGUCUUGUCAUUAGAGGCGAUGGAAGAAUACCAGGCACAGAAGCUGUUACGAAACAAGCUUCAGGAGAUGCACGACGAAGACGUGGUGCCCGAAUUGCUUCAGGCCCUAGAGUACAUGCCUCUGGCCAUCACACAGGCGGCCGCAUACAUUCUCCGACGAGCACCUCGAAUGUCGCCGUCUAAGUAUCUGGAAGAGUUUCGAAAAAGCGAAAAGAAAAGGGCGAGCCUCCUCAACAGAAAUAUGGGUGAUCUUCGGCGAGACCCAACCGCCUCGAACUCGGUCGUUACAACGUGGCAGAUCACAUUUGAUAACAUCCGUCAAGAGAGGCAAUCAGCAGCCGACCUGCUUGCAUUCCUGAGCUUUUUCAAUCCACAGGGAAUUCCUGAGUGGGUAGUUCGGAGUUACCAGCGCAGCAAGCACCUCAGUGAGAAAGAUGACAGUGAGGAAGAUGGCAGUGAGGACGAGAUCUCUGAGGAUGAUCUCAAUUUGCUCCGCGAAUUUUCGUUAGUAACGAUAACCACGCAAAAGGGUGUGCUUGAGAUGCACGCGCUCGUGCAGUUCUGCACACGAAUCUGGCUCUCAUCGUUUGACAACGUACAAAAAUGGAAACAGAGUUUCCUACAGGUCCUAUCAAGAGAAUACCCAAAUGGAGAGUAUGAAAGCUGGGCAAGAUGCCGGGAACUGGACCCCCAUACUGAGCUUUUCCUUAAAAAAGAACCUGAGAAUGAGGACGACACCAAGGAUUAUAUGGUCCUACUUACAAAUGUAGGGUGGUAUAAACGGGCGAUAGGGAAGUACGAUGAGGCAGAGCAGUUGAAUCGAAAGGCACUAAAGGGCAGAGAGAAGGUCCUAGGCAAAGAGCAUCCUGACACGCUUAGAAGCGUUAAUAAUCUUGCCUCAGUUCUAUAUGAUCAGGGAAAAUAUGAUGAGGCAGAGCAGCUACAUCGACAAGCACUAGAGGGCAGUGAGAAGGUCCUAGGCAAAGAGCAUCCUGAGACGCUUAGAAGCGUUAAUAAUCUUGCCUUAGUUCUGCAGUCUCAGGGAAAAUAUGAUGAGGCAGAGCAGCUACAUCGACAAGCACUAGAGGGCAGUGAGAAGGUCCUAGGCAAAGAGCAUCCUGAGACGCUUAGAAGCGUUAAUAAUCUUGCCUUAGUUCUGCAGUCUCAGGGAAAAUAUGAUGAGGCAGAGCAGCUACAUCGACAAGCACUAGAGGGCAGUGAGAAGGUCCUAGGCAAAGAGCAUCCUAACACGCUUAUAAGCGUUAAUAAUCUUGCCUUAGUUCUGCAGUCUCAGGGAAAAUAUGAUGAGGCAAAGCAGCUACAUCAACAGGCACUAGAGGGCAGUGAGAAGGUCCUAGGCAAAGAGCAUCCUAACACGCUUAUAAGCGUCAGUUAUCUUGCCUUAGUUCUAUAUGAUCAGGGAAAAUAUGAUGAGGCAGAGCAGCUAUAUCGACAGGCACUAGAGGGCAGUGAGAAGAUCUUAGGCAAAGAGCAUCCUGACACGCUUAUAAGCGUUAGCAAUCUUGCCUCAGUGCUACAAAACCAGGGGAAAUACGAGGAGGCAGAGCAGCUACAUCGACAAGCACUAGAGGGCAGAGAGAAGGUCCUAGGCAAAGAGCAUCCUAGUACGCUUACAAGCCUUGAUAACCUUGCCUCAGUACUGCGAGAUCAGGGGAAAUACGAAGAGGCAGAGCAAUUACAUCAACAAGCGUUCUUUGGCUUCAAGAAGGUUCUGGGCAAAGAGCAUCCCAAUACCAUUGUUACCGCUGAGAAUUUGAUCUUGGUGCUGAAAAUCCAGGGGAAGCAUAAAGAGGCAGAGCAGAUAAAAUGCUAG